Drosophila takahashii is the source of this 2167-nucleotide messenger RNA. RefSeq names its product myosin-J heavy chain. NCBI's taxonomy places the organism in Eukaryota, Metazoa, Arthropoda, Insecta, Diptera, Drosophilidae. The record is from RefSeq and is a predicted model, not a curated record.
UUAUUAUUAUAAGUAUACAGAGAUGGCUGACAAUCCGACCGAGGAGGCACCACCGGUAGAAGUAGCUCCUGCUGAGGAGGUGCCCGUUGUAGAGGAAGCUCCAUUGGAGGCAAUUGCUGAGGAGAUGGUGGCGGAAAUCACUGGAGAGGAGGAAAAGGGCGAAGAAGAUAUAACUGGUGAAGGUCAAUUUCAGUCGGAGUUGCCGAACGAGGAUGAACAGGCUCCAAAGGAAGGUCAGGAGAUUCAAGCCAAACCAAAGGGCCUCAUAACCGCCGAGGAACGAAAGCGCGAAAAGCUAUUGAAGCUAAAGCAAAGGCUCGAAGAGCGCAAAGCGGAGGAGGCGGAGGCUGCUCCUCCGGUGAUUCCAGUGAAACCUGAAAAGGUUCAGGGUGAAGCCGAGUUUAAGGAGGAUGAAGAGAUCAGGAAUGAAGAGGAAAGCAGGGAGGACUUACCGCGAGAAUCCGUUCGCACCUAUACGUCGUUGCAAUCCGAAGAAUCUGAUGAAGAUUUGGCCGAGGAUGAGGAUAUAAAGGCCAUUCUAAACGCAAAAAUCCCAACUCCAGAGGACGUCAUUAGUAUGGAUGAGGAUCUACAGUCUGUUGUCAGCGAGGAAACGCCCCGUCCAAGAUUGGGAAAGUCCUUAAAAGACGAGUUCAUCCGCGAAUUCGACAGCUUGCCCAGUAUUUCGGACAUAUCGCUCACUUCGGACGAAGAACCCGAACCGGAAGUCGUGGCCGAGAAGAAAUCCUUGACUUUACCAGACACUGGACACUUUGUGGACGCCUCAGAGGAUCCUGGCGAGGGCGAAUCGGAGUCUAGCUCCGCUCGGGAUGCCAGCACUGCGGCGACUACAGUGGCCGAGGCCGAGGAGGACGAGGAGUCUGUGAUAAUGGACGAUUUUCCCGAGGAACAUGUACCUGUGGAGAAGCAAGUGGGUUUCGGCGAAGAAGUGGACACCAUGGCCAUGUUUGCCGUGGCCGUGGAUGCAGACAUCGGACCCACCCAGGAGCUAGCCGUUGAGGUGGAGGAACCCUUCUGGCAUCGCCUCACCUUAGAUUUCCUCAACCACCUAAUCAACGUUGUGGUGGCCAAUGUGGAGAACGCCGACAAGAACAAGGAGCACUUGCUGGACAAAAGCAAGAUGAUGGUUCAACUGCAGAUCCUCGUAGACGAAUACCAACUGGAGAAGUACCAGAACUCCCAGCUGAAUAAUGUGGUAUGCGAAUAUUUCCGGCGCAUUCGCAAGAACAACAAUUUUCAGCCACUGCCGCCGGAUGAUGUGCGUGGCGAACUGAAUCGCUAUAUGAAUGCCCUCAACGUGGUCGACAAUUUGAUGGAGCGGGUGAAGAUGAUGAAGUUCAAGUACGGCCAUGCCACCUCGCGGGCCAUGAUGGAGCUCAACUCGCUCUCCGUGCUCGCCUACAACGAGGAGCAGCGCCUGGGGGCCUUCAUGCAGAAGACCCUCGUCCGCAAGGACAUGGAUCGGCUGAAGCGCGCCUUGGACAACGACCUCCGGCGCAUGCAGGACCUGCGCAACCAGGUCAGCGUGAAGCGCUUCGAACUCAAUCUCAACCUUCAUAACCUGGCUUUCGUGGAUGAGAAAGUAAUGAAAUUUGAGAAUGUCACUGAGACAUUGACGAUCUCCCAGAUGAUGUGCGCCAACGAAUCUAUAAUACAGUUAAACAAACUAUUAGAGGAAAAAUGCAAGGAUGUGGCGGUAAUGCAAAUGAACUACAAGAAGUCGAUGAUCGAGGAGACCUGCAUCCGGGAGAAGCGCGACAUGAUCGCCUACACGCUGUCGAAGGCAAAGAAAGAGUAUGUCGAACGGUUCGAGCACCGGAAUAGGCUGCGCAAGGAGCUGACCAGGCUCCAAGUGGAGCACGCCAAGCUGAAGACCCAGCGGGCCAAGCUGGAGGCCAAGGGCGGACUCCUCUUCAAGACGGGCCUGAUGUACGACUACGACAAGUGCAUGAUCGAUAUAGAGACUCGUCGCAGCAAAAUUCAGGCCAUGAAGAAGACAUGCUUCGAUCUAACCAAACGCAUCUUUGCUGUGGAACACUCGAAACACGAGUCCAGUAUUUCGGUGCGCCAUCUGAAUUUAUAGUUUUGCAUUUGUAGUUUUCUAUUUUCACUAAUAUCUCUAAUAAAUUUGAGUGCAUCUUGUAAA